Scleropages formosus (Asian bonytongue) is the source of this 1725-nucleotide messenger RNA. Its product is annotated as prostaglandin D2 receptor 2-like. Gene Ontology annotation, molecular function: complement receptor activity; G protein-coupled receptor activity. The transcript is spliced from 2 exons. Gene Ontology annotation, cellular component: plasma membrane. Lineage: Eukaryota; Metazoa; Chordata; Actinopteri; Osteoglossiformes; Osteoglossidae. The record is from RefSeq and is a predicted model, not a curated record. Bases 182 to 1384 code for a protein of 400 amino acids. Gene Ontology annotation, biological process: phospholipase C-activating G protein-coupled receptor signaling pathway; complement receptor mediated signaling pathway; inflammatory response.
UUCUCGCACACGUUUAUUCUCUCUUCUGUGAUGAGAAGGUGAUAGGAAUGAUGCAAGAAAAGGCAGAAUAAAGGAAUGAGAGAGCAGUUAGAGUAAAAGUGCCAAAGAGACAGAGACUGUGAGACAGCAGAGGAGCAACGUCAACUGAGCAUCUGGGAGGGAGAGCACUAGAAGGUGCACAAUGUCCGAGGGCGGCAACGUCUCCCAGGGGCUGCUGUGCCCCAUCCUGGAGCGCAUGGUGAACCAGUCGCUGAACGACAUGCUGCAGGUGAACGUGGCUGUGGUGUGUGUGCACGGCAUCGUGUCGGCGCUCGGCAUCCUGGAGAACGCGCUCGUGCUCUGGGUGGUGGGCUUCCGCGUGCGGCGCACGGUGGCGUCCGUCUGGGUGCUCAACCUGGCUCUCUCGGACCUGCUGGCCACACUCACGCUACCCCUGUUCACCUCUUACCUGCACUCGGCCCACAGCUGGGAGCUGGGCGAGCCGCUCUGCGUGGCGGAGUCGGCCGUCUUCUUCCUCAACAUGUUUCUCAGCUCCUUCCUGCUGGCCGCCAUCAGCCUCGACCGCUGCCUGCUGGUGACGCGGCCCGUCUGGAGCCAGAACCACCGGUCCGUCCGCAUGGCCUGGAAGGUGUGUGGUAUGGGGUGGCUGUGGGCGGCAGCCAACACGCUGCCCUACCUGCCCUUCCGCGUGGUCACCUCCCGAAAGGACAGGCGCAAGCUCUGCUACCACAAUUUCGGCCUAUACUCGGACCCGGCUCGGCUGGCGUGGAACUGUCGCCUGCGGCAGGACGUCACGGCGCUCUCCAAGUUCCUGCUGGCCUUCGUGGGGCCACUGACCGUCAUCGCCAGCAGCUACGUGUGCCUCAACUGGGGCCUGCGGCUGCGGAGGCGGAGCCACGGGGUCAGGGACGGGGGCAGGAUGUCGAGCUGCUCCUUGGCGCCCAGCAGCCCGUUGUCCCACAGCUUCGUCAAGAUGAUGGCGGCCAUCAUCAGCGCCUUCGCGCUUUGCUGGGCUCCGUACCACGCCUUGUGCCUGCUGGAGAUGGCAUCUCACGAGUGGCCGUACGGCUCGAAGCUCGUCGAGGCGGGGCUGCCCCUCGCCACCACGGCGGCCUUCCUCAACGCCAUCCUCAACCCCGUGCUCUACGCCUUCAGCUGCCCCCACUUCUGCGUGCGCAUCCGCCAGAGCCUGGGGGCCGUUCUCGAGGGCCUGCUGGAGGAGGGCGAGCUGGGGAACGGGUGCUCCCACAGGAGGACGAGGUUGAGGAGGGACACCCCCGCCUCGAUCCCUCAGCACUCGGUUUUCCUGUCGCAGAGCUCCUCCUCCUUCUCCUACCAAGUGCAGUACCGCGCAGCAGAGUGCCAGGAAGGCGAGGCGCUUUAGGACACGUCCCCCCUCUGGAACCUGCAACCGUGUAGCGUGUGGGGGGUGUCCCUCAAUUUGACUGCAGGACAGCUCUUUUACAUCACACGACCCAUGGGUCUUGUUUCCUUUUAUAGAGCCAACACACAUUUCACCUGUUUGCUCCACAGUUGCAUGUCUUUAAGGAGGACUUCACGGUGCACAAGGAACACACACAUCGAGGAGGAUUGUGGGACCUGUGGCAUCUCUCGACACAUGCAAACCAGAGGACUUUACCAGAGAGCAGCUGGACAUUAGACCCACUGCAGCUUUCAUUAUGUUUUUUCAUUUAUCUGAAGGUUAAACUACUUACACUUAUUUAC